AUGGAUCUCUGGUUGGGACACAACACCAGGCACCACAAAGAGUGCCACAGGGCUCCAACAGGGACAUGGGGCUCCCACAGUCUGGUGCAGCUGGGCCCCACAGGUGGCAACAGGAGGGCAGGGAGAAACCUCUGCCUUGCCUGGCCCUACCCUCUGGUUACUGCAGAGAAAGUGACUGCUCACAUCCAGGCUCACCCACCAGCACCCACUGUGUACUACCAGCUGAUGCUCUUCUGCAAAGUCACAGGGGACCCUGGUCCCCAGGAGUUCCUGUGGGAGAAGGAAGGAUGCCAUGACCCCCGGCAGAAAGGCCCAGACAAUGUCCUCCUCUUUCCCUACUUUGACAAGACCCACUGGGGCACCUACAGAUGCACAGCCACCAGCUCCUUGGGCACUGCUGUGGGCACCUACAACCUGUGGAUAAACAACCUGAGGUACAAAGUGUUCAUGUUUCCCCAGGAGAUGGAAGACUCCCAUGUGCUGAUGAUGGCAAAGCCAGAGCAGCCACUGCAGAACUUCACUGUGUGUCUGCAGUCCUACACCAAUCUGACCCGGCCCUACAGCCUCUUCUAUGCCACCGAGGUGCAAGACAGCGAGAUCCUUCUCUACAAGCCCAGACAUGAGUAUCAGUUCUAUGUGGGGGGCAAGUUUGUGUCCUUCCAUGUCCCUGAGAGCACCCCAGCGAGGGAGCACGUCUGCGCCAGCUGAGAGUCCACCACUGGCACUGCGGGCUUUUGGCUCAGUGGGACACCCUGGCCCCGCAAGGGGCUGCAGAGGGGCUACACAGUGUGGGCAGAGGCAGCCAUCAUGCUGGGCAAGCAGCACACCUUUGGAGGUGGCUUCGACGUUCAGGUGUCCUUCAUGGCGGAAAUCUCAUUGGUGUACAUGUGGGACACAGGGAUCACCACCAGCGUGGUGAGGGACACCAUGGAUGGCAUCCCCUACAAAGCCCCCAUCUUCGGCUGGAAUAACUUGCCUUACAAGAUCGUGGGUGAGGUGUACCUGAGGCCCUGACACCCCGUGUGGGGCUGGUCCUGUACUCUCACUCGACCUGGCUAGCAAGCACUGGGCAAGCUGUGAUUGCCACGGGAGCUGUGACCCUCCUUCCCUGCUGUCUAACACCCCCUCCCAGAGCUACUUGGCAUCACAUAAAUAAAGAAAUGGGCUUGAAAAGCAGCAAUGGUCUCUGCUGGACCAA
Apus apus (common swift) is the source of this 1198-nucleotide messenger RNA. RefSeq names its product serum amyloid P-component-like. Gene Ontology annotation, molecular function: complement component C1q complex binding. Lineage: Eukaryota; Metazoa; Chordata; Aves; Apodiformes; Apodidae. The record is from RefSeq and is a predicted model, not a curated record. Gene Ontology annotation, biological process: innate immune response.